UGUCACUUGUUGCCCCUCUUCAUUUCCGUCUUCCUUCCUCGUGCACCUCCUUUAUGUGAUGGCAGGGGCUUCUGCAGGCCUUCUGGUGUGGGUAUGAUUGACACCUUCAUUAUCACCUUUUGCACAUUUCUUUCUAAUCUCCUCCACGCCGUGUGGAGAGCAAUAACAGCCGUGCCGGCUGGUUUGGCAGUGCCAUACGAGGAGCGAAGGCUUACUUUUAGGGAGCUCAUGGAGGAGCUGAGCCCCAGACAACUGGCUGAGAAACAGCUGAAGCAAGAGUUUAUGGAGGCCCUGCAGGCCAACAAUGCCCAGGAGGUCAAACGGAUUCUGCACACCAGGAAAUUAGAUAUUGACACUGUGCUGGAGGUGGAGGACCCCAGCAUGGUGCUUGCCUCAUAUAAACAAGGUUACUGGCUCCCGGGCUACAAACUGGAGAAGUCCUGGGCGAUGGGUAUUCAUGUAUGUGUGAUGUACAAUGCUGUGGAAACAGCUCUGGUGCUCAUUCAGGAAGGUGCAGCCAUCAACCGCAAGCCCAACGGGAAGACGCCGCUGCAUGUGGCCUGCGAGGUCUCCAACAGCGAGUGUGUCGCCUUGCUUUUGGCUCACAGGGCAAAAGUCAACAGCCUGUCGCUGAGCGGACACACAGCGCUGCACUACUGCAUCACCAGGGAGUCUGUGGACUGUGCCAAGCAGCUAAUCCUCAAAGGUGCAAACGUCAAUGAGCCCAGCAACAACAAUGAGGAGGUGACACCUUUACACACAGCAGCCAGAUUCGGCGUCCCAGAGCUGGCAGCUCUCUACUUGGCCCACGGAGCAUCUGUCAAUGCAGUCAACUCUCUCCAGGAGACUGCCCUGAUGACUGCGUGCUUCUGGGCUUUUGACGCCAAAGAGCAAACCUACAGCCAAGAUCACCAUCUUGUCUGUCGUCUCUUGCUGGACCACCAUGCAGACCCCAACCUCCGAGAAGAGGACAAUAAAACAGCUCUUCACAAGGCGUCCUGGAACUGCGAUCACGUCCUGAUGCAGAUGCUGCUGGAGGCCGGAGCAGACGCGCGAUCUAUGGACAUCAACGGCUGUGCCCCCAUUCAGUAUCUCCUCAAAGUGACCGAUGUCAGGCCCAUGGCCAUACCUGAGCUCUGCUAUCAGCUGCUGCUCAACUUCAACGCAGCACGGGUCUACCCGCCCCAGUUCCACAAGGUGUUGCAGACCUGCUGUGACUACCCCAGAGUAGUGGAAGUCAUGGUCAACUCUUAUGAACGUUUAAAGCCCACAAAGAAGUGGAGAGCUGCCAUUCCUGAUGACUGCUACCAGACUCCACAAUCUGUUUUUCUUUGCUUCCUCAGCGACAUAAAGACUUCUACGACUCCAUGUUUGCUGUUUGCUCCAACACUCCUCGCAGCCUGCUUCACCUGACCAGAUGUGCCAUCAGACUCAGCCUGGCUACAUCCUGCCACAGAGGUAUAGCGCAGCUGCCUCUGCCAUCUCCCAUUAAGAAAUAUUUAUUGCUGGAACCUGAGGGGAUACUGUACUGAUGGAGAGACUUUUUGUUCAGAAAGGGACGAUACUCAGCCUGUCGACGUGAUGAUUGUAAUCAAACAUUUACUUCCUGUCUGCAGACUGAGGAAAAUGAAAAUGCUGCUAGUUGGAGCUGGUACUAACCAUUGAUGUUUAAUGAUAACUAACGUGUGGCUUUUUUGUUUUUGCCUAACAUUCCCAGAGGCCUUUGUCUGGAACAUAAGAAAUCCCUCUACAUGCACAUUGUCUUGCUGGAGUUGAACUCUAAUCACUUGCUAUAAAACUGAUUAAUGAAGUUGAUCUGAAGCUGGACAUGACAAAGGAUGCCAUUCAACUAAGCCCAAAUUAUGAAUGGAUUGACCAUUCAACCAGAAAUAUGCAGUAAUUUGAGUGACAGGUGAGCAAAUAGCAAUAUGCAAAUGAAAACUGCUGUGCAACUUAGUCUAAUAAUCAUUUAUAGUGAUUAACAAGUGAGAUUUUUUUGCCCGCUGGGCCUCACAACCUCUCUUUCUGUAAUCCCCGUGUUAUUUAUGUCUCUCACCUUCCACAGAGGCCUUAUUUGUCUCUUUUAAAGUGGCAUGAGUGUCAGUAAAGACAAUUUAUCUUUUACACGUCUAUCACAGUGUUGCCUCGUACUUCAGGGAAUCCAGAUCUACCUGGCAACCUGCCUGAAUGCUCCCUGUCCUGCUCACACUCUUGUGAUGCCCCACUAUUUGCAGAGCAAACACUUGACAAAGCCCUCCACAACAAGUGCUUGUUUUUUUCCAGUGGUCUGCACACAAAGCCGUGUACAGACACCAUUUUGUCAUCGUCUGGAAAUAAAAUUAAAACUCCGAUCUCCCUCAAAAUAGAGGUCACUCUGCAAAACAGUGAUGGUAAUAAUAUCCUUGUCAAGAUUUAUAAGAAUAUCCAACUUAACUCAAAACCAGAUGCUCUCUUUGAGCUGCUUUACAACCUGACUUCAAAGGUAGAUUCUCAUCUAAAGGAAGACGACUAAACCAACCUUGAAAAGUCUCAGGUAGAAUUUAAUUGUGACCUGAGCCAAUAACCCAGCCACAACCGACGAUCCCUGACUUAGUGACAUAUUUUAUGGCUAUUUUAUAUUAUAUUUCAUGCAUAACAAUAUCAGCACAGAACAAGUGAUGAACAGUACAAUCAACUCAAAUAUUGAACUCAACAACUGCAGGAAGUUUGCACAGAACAAAUGAUCUGGAGGAAUUUUAGCAAGUUAUUGCGUCAAAGAUGAGUUUUCCUUAUAUUUAAGGACUUAAUAAGAUUCUCUGUCUGUAUUAUGUACUUUUUUUUUUACAUUUUUAACAGUCAUACAUACUUAACAGGUUUUCACUGCAUUCUUUUCUAAUGCAGGACAAGACGUUAGCAGAGAGUGAAGGCUCUGUGAACAUUGGCUGUGUUCAGGAUUCACUGUGCCCUUAUUCUGUGAGAUUUUUAAAAAAUAUUAUUUUGUAUAAUAAGCUAAACUUUGAAAAGCUGAGAUACAGGUCUACUGUAUAUAUAUUUUUUAGAGGCCUCGCAACCCUCUGCAAAGCUUUGGCGACCCCUAGUGGGGGUCUGGACCCCCAGAUAGGGAACCUGUGCAAAAGAGGGUAGCACGCAAGACUGAGGCUGUCCUCUGAGCAGAGAGGCACUGCUGAGCUAUUGUACAGCGAUGUUGUUGAAGGGGAGAAAGAGGAGAAAAUGAACAGGCAGUCUCAUGAAUCAUUAAGAUGAAGGCUACAUUUGGAUGGGAGCUUUUUCUUUAUCUCCAAUCGGUGCACAUUGAUACAGCUUGGAUGGUUUGUCCUGCAAUUCUUUGAACCAUCCCAGGAUCCGUGGGUUAGUGUCAUAUCUUUUAUGCCAAAUAAUUAGAGGCAACUGGGAUCCAUAGGUGUACAUUUUAGGGGGGAUGCAGGGAUACAUCCCCCUCAGUAUUUACAACAUGUGCUUUUGUCCCCCACUGCAAACAUGGAAGUAGCAGAGGACUUUUAUUUUGACAAAAUUAAAGAAAUUUACACUAUAAAUCAAUGCAGAAAAGGCACACGUUGGUGGAGGAGCCUAAACCCCCGUCUCAUAUGUGUGUCCUGCAGUGUUUAAGAAAACUACGCCCUUGCCAGGAUCAGUGACCUCAUUGUCUUACAACAGUAGUUUGUACCUGUGGUGAGCUGUUGGUGUAAUCAUUAGGAACAUUAUGGCAGUCCAUAGAUCAUACACAUAAACAGGUGAGGCUGAGCAGACAUCUCUUGUACAGGAACAUUGUCUGGAUGACUUCAGGGUCAGACGUUAUUCCCUGAGCUCUUAAAAUAGACCAGUAAAAGUCAGGCGGAGGGAGAUUAUAUACUUAAAUCAUGCAUUUUAAUAACAGGAAGAGGGAAAUGGGUUUCGCAUUUAACUGAACUUGACCGCUGUAGUGAUUCUGACAUUGCAGUGAUCUUAUUUUUUAUUCUCUUAUCUUUGAAAAUGAGCUUGCGUAACGCUGUGUUUGUAUUGCCAUGCCAAUCGUGCCUGAAUGAGCAGGAAAACGGAAUUAAGAGAGACAAGUAGAGAAAAGUAACAAAACCAGAAUAGAGCACGACAUGUGGGCACACUAAUGAAGGGGCGCAACAGAGCAGCACAGCCAGUUCUCAAACCCCUAUUGGCAGCUGGCCAUGAAAAAAAGCCACUGGACUGUGUCUGCGAUGGUGACAGACAAACAGAGCAAAAUUUCCUAAAAACAAGCUGCAGGGGGAGAAGAGGGAGUCAGAGGGAGAAAACAACUUCCAGACAUGUUAGAG
Epinephelus fuscoguttatus (brown-marbled grouper) is the source of this 4283-nucleotide messenger RNA. It is a transcript of the gene asb4, whose product is annotated as ankyrin repeat and SOCS box containing 4. The record is from RefSeq and is a predicted model, not a curated record. Gene Ontology annotation, biological process: intracellular signal transduction. The transcript is spliced from 6 exons. Gene Ontology annotation, molecular function: protein binding. Lineage: Eukaryota; Metazoa; Chordata; Actinopteri; Perciformes; Serranidae. Bases 94 to 1413 code for a protein of 439 amino acids.